Molecule: messenger RNA, 2560 nt
Organism: Ceutorhynchus assimilis (cabbage seed weevil)
Lineage: Eukaryota; Metazoa; Arthropoda; Insecta; Coleoptera; Curculionidae
Source: the annotation of a GenBank genome assembly
UUCAGCCCAGCGACGUUGCCGCUAUUCUUCGGGUUCUUCCGUUCUUUUCCUGUCAAAAACACACAAAAGCGUUCGCUCGAAAGACGUUUGUUUGCCCCUGCUUUGCAUUGCAUUGCUCGUCGUGUUCUAGCCGGCCGCAGUUGCAUCUUUGUGUGUUUAAUUUAAGUGUUCGUGUUUUUCGUUCAGUGCUCGUAUUUUAAAUUAAAUUUAAACAAAAAAACACUUCAGAAAUGGCCACGGAAGUUGAAAAUAACGCCCCAGCGGCCGAGACCAAAGAAAUCAAAGAGGAAAAAGAUACUCCAAAAGUCGAAGAGGCGAAAAAAGAGGCCGAAGCCGGGGCGGGGGAUGCUCCCAGCAAGGAAAAAGAAAAGGAACCCGCACCCCCGAAAGUUGUUGUGCACAAAAACAACUUCGAAAAGGAUAUUGUUUAUUUGUAUCAAUUUUCGCGUACUCCCUUGUUGCCUUCGAUGAGCCCCUAUUGUUUGAAAGUCGAAACUUGGCUGAGACUCGCAGGAAUUAAAUACGAGAAUGUUGACCACAAAAUGAAAUACCGAUCCAAAAAAGGUCUUUUACCCUUCAUCGAACUAAAUGGAGAAGAAAUUGCUGAUAGUGCUCUGAUCAUUAAGGAAAUGAGUCAGAAAUUCAAUAACGAUUUGGACGCGGCUUUGACCCCCGAACAACGCAAUUUGGCCCAUGCCACUACCAGCAUGAUCGAGAACCAUCUUGCUUGGGUCGUUAUGUGGUGGCGUUCCAAAUACCCUGACAGCGUACUCAAAGGUUACAAAGUCAAUCUUCAACACGCUCUUGGUACCAGAAUACCCAAUGGAAUUUUGAACUUCUUCUUCAAAUUCGCUUAUGGAAGAAAGUGGUUCCAGGGUACUAAAAAGGCCAAAGCUCAUGGCAUCGGUGUCCACACCCCUGAGGAAAUUAUCCAGUUUGGACAGGAGGAUCUCAAGGUCCUCUCUGAUAUGUUGGCCGAUAAGCCAUUCUUUUUUGGCGAUGAACCAACAAGCCUCGAUGUUGUAGUCUUUGCCCACCUAGCUCAAAUCUACUUCUUGGACAAAGAAGUUGAGUGGGUGAUUCGUGACUACAUGACUGAAUCUUGUCCCAACCUGGUUGGACACGUGAACAGGAUGAAGGAACGUUGCUUUGCUGAUUGGGAUGAUAUUUGCAGCACACUGGACUUGAACUCGCACCUUCCCAAGCCAGUGCCAGAAGCCAAGGAUGAUAAGGAGGCCGCCAAGGAUGAGAAAGAAGGUGACAAGGAAAAGGAGCCUGAAGACAAAGACAUCGAAAAAGAGAAGGAGGAGGCACAAGAAAAGGACAAAGCGGCACAAAAGGAAUCUGAAGAAAAUAAAGAGAAGGAAGCUGCGAAAUAAGCGGAUUGAUCUUUUUUGCCUCUGCCAAAGGCAAAAUUCAAAAUUCUCAAUUUUUUUUAUGAUAUAGUUUCUUCUCUCUCCUGUUUUAUUUUAUUUGUCUGAUUUAUGUGCAACAUUUUAGUUUGUAAGUUAAUGGAUCUAUAUUUUAUUGAGGAGUAGUAGAUUUGAAUCAUAAUAGUGCCAUCAUUUUGGUGAAAUAAUCUUCUCAUUCACUCUUAAUAAUUAUUCAAUACUCUUUCCAUCAGCAUAUAAUAUAGAAUUUAAUAUUUUAGCUUUUUCUUAAUUGAAUAUAAAGGACAGUUUUUUAAUAAAAGAAAAUUUUUAUAUUAACUCUGCUAGUUAAACAUUAUUAUUGUUUGUAUAAAUAUUUUAGCUAGGUUUAAUGUAAGCAUUGUAUGUCUGGCAAAGGAGCUUUAUUCAGCCUUAAAAGAAAAAAGUCCAACAUCAUCACGUGGCUGUAUAAAGUUCUUUUUUUUAAUAAUAAUAACAAUAAUUAUUCAUACAUAAGGCAAUUUUUAUUGGGACAAAAUUGUUGCUUGUGUGAGCAGUUUACAUGUUAGUGCAGUCUUUAAUAUAUGUAUGAAAAAAUAUUAAUUAAUGUAUCCUAGUGCGUAAUAAUACAUAAGUAGUGCAUUUAUUCAUUGAUUAUUAUUAUAUCCAUUCCACGUUUCUUAAAAAUAUAGCAAUUUCAUUUAAAUCAUAAAUUUGGGAGUGUAGCUUGAAGCAAUGCUCAAAAUCAGUCGAAAUUGUUUUUAUCAACUUGUAAAAUCAAAACUUGCGCACAUCUAAUGACCAAAAUCAUUUCAGUGCACUCCCACUGAAUAGAAAAACUCUAAAAACCACAUUUAUAAACAUGAUUAUGGUAGUGUUUUGUAUUUUUUUAAGGCCACUUAACUCUUAAACUACGCUUUGUAAAAUUGUUGGACCAUAUUUCUAAAUUAAAUUUAACAAAAAACUCAGACAAUUUUUGGUUGUAAUCUCUGACCAAUCAAAACUCAACCGACUUGAUUUAUGGAAAAAUUAAAGCUCAAUCGAAUCGAAUGACUAGCAUUGAUAUAUAUUUUUUUUUAUUUCAAUUUGUUUUAGUUAAAAAUAUGUUCGACUUUCAAAACUGUGUUGUAUGCUAUAUGCUAUACUGAUAAUUUAAAAUAAAUAUAAGUUCAUAUUUUCAGUUUUAAAUG